GAAUGUGCUUUUUUCCAUCUUGUUAACUUCAUCAUCCCGAGCAGAACGCUGGAAUGAAUCAUGAUCAGCGACACCCGUCAACCCUUUGCAGCCUAGUCGGAUGCUGCACCGUUCGAUACACCACCAAGACCAGAAGCGACUUCUUCAUCGUCCCUUUCCGCACGCCCUCGCGGUCUCCUUGUUCUCUUCAACACCGUCGUCCACUCCUGCCGUCACGACCGCGUCGUUGCAGCAAUGCGCUUCUCUGCACCGAGCCAAGCUCCUUCACCAGCAGACCCUCGUCCAGGGCCUAACCCACCUCGCGGCUCGCGUCAUCGGCUCGUACAUCGCCUGCGAUGCCCCGGCUCACGCUCUCUCCCUGCUGGAGCAGGUCGCGCCUUGCUCGUAUUCGGUUUACUGGUGGAACAUGCUCAUCCGGCGGAGCGUCCGCCUGGGUUUUCUCGACGACGUUCUUGGUCAUUUCCGGAGGAUGCGGAGGCUGGGCUGGAGGCCCGAUCACUACACGUUUCCCUUCGUUCUCAAGGCCUGCGGCGAGCUCCCGUCAUUCCGUCGAGGCGCUUCGGUCCAUGGGGUCGUCUGUGCUAAUGGGUUCCAGGGUAAUGUGUUUGUGUGCAAUGCGGUGGUGGCAAUGUACGGACGGUGCGGCGCGCUGGAUGAUGCGCGGAAGAUGUUCGAUGAAUUGUCCGAGAGAGAGAUUGGUGAUGUUGUCUCUUGGAAUUCGAUUAUGGCUGCUUAUUUUCAGGCGGGGGAUUGUAGGAAUACGCUCAAAUUGUUUGAUCGGAUGACCUGGGAUAGUGGCCACGUUCCCGAUGCGGUUAGCCUCGUGAAUAUCCUCCCUGCUUGUGCUUCGCUUGGUGCGCCGGUGCAAGGAAAGCAGGUACAUGCUUUUGCGCUCCGUAGAGGGUUGUCUGAGGAUGUUUAUGUGGGUAAUGCUGUGUUGGAUAUGUAUGCCAAGUGUCAGAUGUUGGACGAAGCGAGGAAGGUCUUUAAGCAAAUGGAGGUUAAGGAUCUUGUCUCCUGGAAUGCCCUGGUCACUGGAUACUCGCAGGUUGGUAGAUUUGAUGACGCUUUGAGUCUUUUUGAGAAGAUGGAGGAUGAUGAGAUUGAGUUGAAUGUGGUGACAUGGAGUGCUGUGAUUGCAGGGUAUGCCCAGAGGGGGCAUGGUUAUGAGGCUCUCGAUGUCUUCAGAAGGAUGUGCCUUAGUGGAUCAGAGCCCAACAUUGUUACUCUCGUUUCUCUUCUCUCAGGUUGUGCAUCUGCAGGAGCAUUGCUUCAAGGGAAGGAGACUCAUUGUUAUGCCAUCAAGUGUGUUCUGAAUAAGCUAGACAAUGAUCCGGGGGAUGAUUUGAUGGUUAUUAAUGCUUUGAUUGACAUGUAUGCCAAGUGCGGAUCUGCUGGAGCUGCCCGCACCAUGUUUGACUUGAUAGCACCAGAACACAGGAAUGUGGUAACGUGGACUGUGAUGAUUGGCGGAUACGCUCAGCAGGGGGAAGCAAAUGAUGCUUUGAAGUUGUUCUCUGAGAUGGUCAAUCAAACAAACUUCAUAAAGCCAAACGCUUUCACCAUAUCAUGUGGCUUAAUGGCCUGUGCUCGUUUGGCUGCCUUGAGGUUCGGUACACAAAUACACGCUUACAUAUUGCGAAAUCAAUACGAGUCUGUGAUGGUGCACGUGGAGAAUUGCCUAGUAGAUAUGUACUCCAAAUCUGGAGAUAUUGAUGCGGGUAGAGUCGUGUUUGACCACAUGCAGCACAGGAACACCAUUUCCUGGACAUCCCUGAUGACUGGUUACGGAAUGCAUGGACGUGGUGACGAAGCUCUCUGGGUUUUCAAUGAGAUGAGGAAAGCGGGCUUGGUGCCUGAUGCAGUCACUUUCGUAGUUGUCCUAUAUGCUUGUAGCCAUGCUGGUCUGGUAGAUCAGGGCAUUGAAUAUUUUGACACCAUGGACAGUGAUUAUGGUGUUGUCCCUGGAGUAGAACAUUAUGCUUGCAUGGUUGACCUUUUAGGACGUGCUGGUCGAUUGGGUGAAGCCAUGAAGGUCGUCAAAAGAAUGCCUAUGCAACCUACCCCCAUUGUAUGGGUUGCACUGCUCAGCGCUUCUAGGUUACAUGGAAAUGUUGAAUUUGGGGAAUAUGCUGCUAAUAAAUUGUUGGAGCUGGAGUCGGAGAAUGACGGGUCCUAUACAUUGCUUUCUAACAUAUACGCGAAUGCGAGGCGUUGGAAAGAUGUGGCUAGGGUCAGGUCUCUAAUGAAAUCUACUGGAAUCAGGAAGAGACCUGGUUGUAGCUGGGUACAAGGAAUGAAGGGUACUGCCACAUUCUACGUGGGAGACAGGACUCAUCCACAAUCGCAACAAAUUUAUGAAGUUCUCGCGGACUUGAUCUUACGAAUCAAAGCUCUUGGUUAUGUUCCACAGACGAGCUUUGCGCUCCAUGAUGUGGAUGAUGAGGAAAAAGGUGACUUGCUCUCUGAGCACAGCGAGAAGCUUGCUCUAGCUUAUGGCAUCCUAACAAUGGCUCCUGGUGCGCCGAUCCGGAUAACCAAGAAUUUACGCAUCUGCGGAGAUUGCCACAGUGCCAUGACAUACAUAUCUAUGAUAAUUGAGCACGAGAUCAUAUUGAGAGAUUCAAGUCGUUUCCAUCAUUUCAAGAAAGGGUCUUGCUCCUGCAAAGGCUACUGGUGACUUUGGUUGGUUAAUUAUUCUCUCUCUAGGUGGGUAGUCAAUUCUUCC
Rhodamnia argentea is the source of this 2728-nucleotide messenger RNA. Its product is annotated as pentatricopeptide repeat-containing protein At5g16860. The record is from RefSeq and is a predicted model, not a curated record. Lineage: Eukaryota; Viridiplantae; Streptophyta; Magnoliopsida; Myrtales; Myrtaceae. Gene Ontology annotation, biological process: RNA modification. Bases 101 to 2680 code for a protein of 859 amino acids. The transcript has a single exon. Gene Ontology annotation, molecular function: RNA binding; protein binding; zinc ion binding.